CAAGCCUGGCCUUCCUUCCCGUCCCGUGCCGUCUCCCUUGCCUUUCCCAUCCGCCGUGGAUUCCUCUCGAGCGAGAGAGAUCGGGGAAGGCGUCGGCCGCGUACGAGAGGAGGGAGAGAGAGAGAAGGAGGGAGGGAUGGCGGAAGCCACGAGGAAGUACCUGGUGCAGGUGGCGGAGGGGAGGGAGGCGGCGCCCGAGGAGGGCGGCGCGCCGUCGGCCGGGCCCGUCUACCGCUGCGCCGCCGGCGCCGGCGGGGCGUCGCCGCCCGCCGUGCCGGGGCUCGAGUCAUGCUGGGACAUAUUCCGUUUGUCUGUGGAAAAGUACCCUGGCAACCCGAUGAUGGGCCGCCGUGAAAUCAUGGACGGAAAGGCUGGCAAGUACACAUGGGUGACUUACAAAGAAGUAUACGACACUGUGAUCAAGGUAGGGGCUUCAAUCCGGAGCUGCGGCAUCAACAAGGGAGGACGAUGUGGUAUCUAUGGAGGCAAUAGCCCUGAGUGGGUUGUGAGUAUGCAGGCCUGCAAUGCCCAUGGCAUUUACUGUGUUCCAUUGUAUGACACACUUGGUGCUGGGGCAAUAGAAUUUAUAUUGUGCCAUGCAGAGGUCGAAAUUGCUUUUGUGGAGGAGAAGAAGAUUGGAGAGGUACUCAAGACAUUACCAAACGCGACCAAAUUUUUGAAGACCAUCGUGAGCUUUGGUAAGGUCAGCCCUGAUCAGAAGGAAAAGGUUGAGCAGAACGGAUUGUCUAUCUACUCAUGGUCCGAGUUUGUGCUUAAGGGAGAUGGGGCUGAAGAGAAGUAUGAACUCCCUCCAAAGGAAAAGGCUGACAUAUGCACGAUAAUGUAUACCAGUGGAACAACUGGUGAUCCAAAGGGAGUUUUAAUCUCUAAUAAGAGCAUUAUCACCAUUGUUUCAGCAGUGGAUGAGUUCCUUCGCAAUUCAAAUGAACAGAUUCGUGAGGAUGAUGUUUACAUUUCUUAUCUUCCGCUUGCCCACAUAUUUGACCGUGUGAUUGAGGAGGUGUUCAUUCACCACGGGGCCUCAAUUGGAUUUUGGCGUGGAGAUGUCAAACUCUUGGUUGAAGACAUUGGAGAACUCAAGCCAACAAUAUUCUGUGCUGUUCCACGUGUGCUAGACAGAAUCUAUGGAGGACUUCAAGAUAAAGUCUCAACCGGUGGCUUCCUAAAGAAGACAUUGUUCAAUGUUGCGUACAAAUACAAACAAGGGAACAUGAUAAAAGGAAGCAAGCAUGAAGAUGCUGCUUCUAUUUUUGACAAACUAGUCUUCACCAAGGUGAAACGAGGAUUGGGUGGUAGAGUGCGAGUAAUUUUAUCAGGCGCAGCUCCUCUAUCUAAUCAUGUCGAGGAGUUUCUGCGUGUCGUUACAUGCUCUCAUGUUCUCCAAGGCUAUGGUCUCACAGAGACCUGUGCUGGGUCUUUUGUUUCGUUGCCAAACAACAUGUCCAUGCUGGGAACUGUCGGCCCUCCUGUCCCAUACGUUGAAGUACACUUAGAAUCUGUUCCUGAGAUGGGGUAUGAUGCAUUAUCAAAAGAAUCACCUCGUGGGGAGAUUUGCAUCAGAGGGGACACCUUGUUCUCAGGGUACUAUAAGCGAGAAGACCUCACCAAGGAAGUCUUGGUCGAUGGCUGGUUCCACACAGGAGACAUUGGUGAGUGGCAGCAUGAUGGAAGCAUGAAGAUCAUCGACCGCAAGAAGAACAUAUUCAAGCUUUCCCAAGGAGAAUACGUCGCGGUUGAGAAUCUAGAGAACAUAUUUGGUCAAGCUCCUAAUGUUGAUUCGAUUUGGGUGUAUGGAAACAGCUUCGAAUCAUGCCUGGUUGCGGUGAUCAACCCCAACAAGCAAGGUCUGGAACGAUGGGCUGAGUCGAACGGGGUUAGCGGAGACUUUGCCUCGAUAUGUGGAGAUGCUAAAGCGAAAGAGUUCAUCUUGGAAGAACUGAGCAAAACUGGCAAAGAUAAGAAGCUCAAAGGCUUUGAGAUGAUCAGGGCUGUUCAUCUGGAGCCGGUGCUCUUUGACAUGGAGCGCGACCUCAUCACCCCAACUUACAAGAAGAAGCGGCCGCAGCUCCUCAAAUAUUAUCAGGGCAUCAUUGACGAAAUGUAUAAGAGCAUGAAGUAGGCUAUACCGAUCUGGGCAGCGCGUAUGCAACAUGAGCUUAGCAACCUCUACAAAGUUUUAUUUUAUUUUUAACUUCUGUCUGGAUGUAAAUUAACAUAUAGCGUUUGUUUUUCUAGGUUUAAUUUCCCCCCUUAUGUUCUCUUUGAACGUGAAAGAAAACAAAUACUUGGAAUGACGUACAUACAUAGUGGCUCUGUCAUAAGUAAAUCGAUGUUAAAAUUU
Messenger RNA from Aegilops tauschii subsp. strangulata, 2362 nucleotides. Its product is annotated as long chain acyl-CoA synthetase 4. Gene Ontology annotation, biological process: fatty acid metabolic process. Lineage: Eukaryota; Viridiplantae; Streptophyta; Magnoliopsida; Poales; Poaceae. Gene Ontology annotation, cellular component: endoplasmic reticulum; membrane. Gene Ontology annotation, molecular function: long-chain fatty acid-CoA ligase activity. The record is from RefSeq and is a predicted model, not a curated record.